Messenger RNA from Suillus clintonianus, 1391 nucleotides. RefSeq lists its product as uncharacterized. Bases 68 to 1369 code for a protein of 433 amino acids. The record is from RefSeq and is a predicted model, not a curated record. NCBI's taxonomy places the organism in Eukaryota, Fungi, Basidiomycota, Agaricomycetes, Boletales, Suillaceae. The transcript is spliced from 6 exons.
GUCCGAUUAGACUCAGGAACCGGCGCCUGUGUAAUAUCAACCAUUGUAGUUAAUAUGAGCUUUAGACAUGUCCGACUCAAAGAAAAAAUACAAGUCGUCCAGUCAACCACGAGCUGUAUCCGCUUCUGAAAUCGCUCGUAAUUUGAGCAAUUUUGAGACAUGGUCAACACAUCAAUGUUGCGAACAAGUUUCUCUCUCUGACCUUCCUUCCGAAUUUCAAGACGACGUGGACAAUCUCUUUGGUAUCACGAAGCGAAUUCCUCGCUCUUGGUUAGACAGGUCUUUUGACUGUAGCCCAGGUUUUGCUAAGUUUAUAACAGAUGCUUCACAGACGUCACCAGAACUCUUCUCCGACGAUGUUGCCCACGUAAGCAACGAACUAUUUGAAGAUGUAUGUGUCGUUUUCAGCGCAUGGAAGUGUUUGGCAAAAAUGAGGAACUCCAAAGAGAAAUGGUCUGAAGCCGACUUCGUGGCUAAUGUGUACAAUGUAUUUCGAACUUCUGCAAUCAGAGAAAGCACCUUCCGGGUACAAUGCGCGAUUUCGCUCCCGCAACCGCAAGACACAUUUCAAAACGCCCUUGAUGUGCCUCGCGUGUUGAACACGAAAACCGUCAUCCCUGAUUGCGCAAUCUUCAUUCCCGCCUCACGGACUCGACCAUUGUCGCAUUCUGCCAAAUCACCAUAUAAACUCCUUAAGAACCACCCCGCUGUAGUAAGAGCCGGGAAUGCGGCUAAAAGGUCUUCUUUUAGGUACCAGAGUACCCCCUGCGCUCAGCUUCCCGAUAUGCCUGGCUUCGAGUUCGCAAGUAGUUUUUGGGAGGACAAGAAGCCGGUCCACGCUCUUCUUGAUGACGCAUAUCGCCAGAACCGCAUGUCAACGACUGCUGCUGUCCGGCAUUUAAACUCCCUUGGUAUCCAUGCCCCUGUCACGGGACUUAUUUGGGCGGAUGGCGUUGUCCGCGCGCAUGUUGAUUGGUGUGAAGAAUCAGAGGGCAAGACAGUUGUGAUGUCUGCCCCGUAUUGUGAUCCCCGUGAUCGAUCAUCAAACGACGUGUUUCACGAGUGGAAACUUGAUCGUCCGAGCGACAUGCUACAGGUUUACUUCCUUGUUCGGAAUAUCGACCAGUGGACCACAGACAAAUUCUCAAAAUACAUUGUCCAGGGUGUCAAUCAAAUGGUGGACAAGCUGUCCUCCAGCGAAAGAACAUAUAAACCCUGGAAAAGGGUCGGGGACCUGGCACCCCCUUUGAAGAAUAACGCACUGAAAGAGAAUCACAAUAUUUCCGUUACUACGGUUGUGACUUCGGAUGCGUCUCCCUCUCCUCCUAAGCCCAAGAGCAGGCGACGGAGACGCAGGUCCAGUAAUUGAUACCCUCGGACUGACAUGGAUA